This is a messenger RNA of Caenorhabditis sp. 36 PRJEB53466, 1137 nucleotides long. The record is from the annotation of a GenBank genome assembly. NCBI's taxonomy places the organism in Eukaryota, Metazoa, Nematoda, Chromadorea, Rhabditida, Rhabditidae.
AUGCAGGUGCAUACGGCCACAUUCGUCGCCUCCUCCUUGUCGGGCAUCGCGCUUUUGUGCUCUCUUCUCGCGCUCGGCCAGAUUUUCAACAAUGUUCAGGACUACUGGACCGAGUUGGACACCGAGAUUCGCACUUUCAGAGUGAGUCACUUGAACGAUUUCCUAUUAAAACGUUCAUUUUUUCAGCAAGAGACCGACGAGAUGUGGAAGGAUCUCGUGCAAAUCGGCACCACCGCCUCUCGACGUGGUCGUCGUGACGCCGGAUACUCGGAGGGUGGCUACGCCGCUUCCGGAUCUCACGAUGGAUACGGCGGAGCCGCACCCGCACACGAUUUCGGCGCUCAGGCUCCAGCCGGACCAGCUCCGUCCGGAGGCUCUUGCCAAUGCCAGUCGGCCGCCGAGAACAAGUGCCAUCCUGGGCCAGCGGGACCAAAGGGAUCUCCAGGAUCGCCGGGACCGAACGGAGUGCCCGGACAGGACGGAAAACCAGGACACGAUUCGCUGGACGUGACCCCCGAACCUCAGGACACUGGACUGUGCAGUUACUGCCCAGCCGGACCACCAGGAGCGCCGGGACCAAACGGACGACCGGGACUUCGCGGAAUGAAGGGAGCCGACGGAUCGUUGGGCAGACCAGGACACGACGGAAAUCCAGGACAUCCAGGAGAGAUGGGCGCGCCAGGACCAAACGGAAAGCAGGGACCGGACGGACGGCCCGGAGAGAAGGGCGCCGACGGAAGAAAGCCGAUCGGACGACCAGGACCAAAGGGACAACGGGGACCUCAGGGAGAGAGCGGUCCGGUCGGAGACAACGGAAAGAACGGACCAGUCGGAGAUGCUGGACAGGCGGGACCACAGGGAGGAUCCGGAGGACCGGGAGAGAAGGGACUCGAUGGGGGACCAGGAUCCGAAGGAAAGGUCGGACGACCAGGAAAGGACGCGUGCGUUUUUAACCAUAUUUUCUACAAUUUCUACUAAAAAAUCGGAGCAUGCCAAUUUUUCAGCGAAUACUGCCCAUGCCCAGCUCGUGGAUCUCACGGAGGAGUCGGCGGAGGACGUGGUGGAUCCGGAGGACACGGAGGAGGUCACGGAGGAUCCGUCGGAUACGCCGCCGAUCACUAUCAGAACAAGGCAUAA